GAAGACUAAUUUUUUUUGGUAAGCACAGGUUGGAAGACUAUGAAGAGGAAAAAAUCGCUAUAAAUACAUAACAUCCUCUCAUUUCUUUGUUCACUCAUUUUUAUUCGAUAGAAUCGAAUCUCAAGGAUUCAUUCCACAAAUUAACCGAGAUUCGAUUUUCCAUUUUCAAAACAAACCAACCAAACAUGUCUCUCCUUUCAGAUCUCAUCAACCUUGACCUCUCAGAUUCCACCGAAAAAAUCAUAGCUGAAUACAUAUGGAUUGGUGGAUCAGGUUUGGACUUGAGGAGCAAAGCAAGGACUCUUCCAGGACCAGUUACUGACCCUUCACAGCUACCCAAGUGGAACUAUGAUGGUUCCAGCACAGGUCAAGCUCCUGGAGAAGAUAGUGAAGUUAUUAUAUACCCACAAGCCAUUUUCAAGGAUCCAUUCAGAAGGGGUAACAAUAUCCUGGUUAUUUGUGAUGCAUACACUCCAGCCGGAGAACCAAUUCCCACUAACAAGAGACACGCAGCAGCCAAGAUUUUCAGCCAUCCUGAUGUUGUUGCUGAAGAAACAUGGUAUGGUAUUGAGCAAGAAUACACCUUGUUGCAGAAAGAUAUUCAGUGGCCUCUUGGUUGGCCAGUUGGUGGUUUUCCUGGACCUCAGGGACCAUACUACUGUGGUGCUGGUGCUGACAAGGCUUUUGGCCGUGACAUUGUCGACGCACAUUACAAAGCCUGUCUUUAUGCUGGCAUCAACAUCAGUGGAAUCAAUGGUGAAGUAAUGCCCGGUCAAUGGGAAUUCCAAGUUGGUCCCUCAGUUGGUAUCUCUGCUGGUGAUGAGAUAUGGGCUGCACGUUACAUUUUGGAGAGGAUCACUGAGAUUGCUGGUGUGGUCCUUUCCCUUGACCCUAAACCAAUUAAGGGUGAUUGGAAUGGUGCUGGUGCUCACACAAAUUACAGCACCAAGUCUAUGAGAGAAGAUGGUGGCUAUGAAGUCAUCAAGAAAGCAAUUGAAAAGCUAGGAAAGAAGCACGCCGAGCACAUUGCUGCUUACGGAGAAGGCAACGAGCGCCGAUUGACAGGGAAACAUGAGACAGCUGACAUUAAUACCUUCUUAUGGGGUGUUGCAAACCGUGGAGCUUCGAUUAGAGUUGGAAGGGACACCGAGAAAGAAGGAAAGGGUUACUUUGAGGAUAGGAGGCCAGCAUCUAACAUGGAUCCAUAUGUUGUUACUUCCAUGAUUGCAGACACAACCAUCCUCUGGAAACCAUAAGCCAUCGAUUCUUCUACCACAAAACACACACUUGCAUUGAAGUAUUUGAAAGUCAUUGUUCCUCAUUAGAAUUUGGUCAUUGGUUUUCCUACCUAGGACUUACUUUGUGUUCUUGUAUUGUUCAUGCCUUGUUUGAAGGUUUGCUAUUGCUUGUUAUUUCUCUUGUUUUACUUAAGUGUCACAAUAAUAAUGUAAUGGUUAUUAUUAGUAAUAAAAUUAUUGUUGAUUAUGAUUAUUAA
Molecule: messenger RNA, 1495 nt
Organism: Trifolium pratense (red clover)
Lineage: Eukaryota; Viridiplantae; Streptophyta; Magnoliopsida; Fabales; Fabaceae
Product: glutamine synthetase cytosolic isozyme
Exons: 12
Coding region: 186-1256 (356 amino acids)
Cellular component (GO): cytoplasm
Molecular function (GO): glutamine synthetase activity
Source: RefSeq, a predicted model, not a curated record